Messenger RNA from Onychostoma macrolepis, 1358 nucleotides. RefSeq names its product meiotic nuclear divisions 1 homolog (S. cerevisiae) (gene mnd1). Gene Ontology annotation, cellular component: nucleus. NCBI's taxonomy places the organism in Eukaryota, Metazoa, Chordata, Actinopteri, Cypriniformes, Cyprinidae. Gene Ontology annotation, biological process: reciprocal meiotic recombination. The coding region runs from base 88 to 705 and encodes 205 amino acids. Gene Ontology annotation, molecular function: double-stranded DNA binding. The transcript has 8 exons. The record is from RefSeq and is a predicted model, not a curated record.
CCGCGCAUGCGCUCCAGCGCCACGCAUGCGCAGUGAGAUUUCCUCCGCGUCUCGCGCCAAACUCAAGCUCGACUGGAAGUGUCAAACAUGUCUAAAAAGAAAGGACUUAGCUUGGAAGAGAAAAGAAGUCGUAUGAUGGAAAUAUUUUUUGAAACUAAAGAUGUGUUUCAGCUGAAAGACAUAGAAAAAAUUGCCCCCAAAUCCAAAGGAAUCACUCCCAUGUCAGUGAAAGAGGUGUUGCAGAGUCUGGUGGAUGAUAACAUGGUGGACACUGAGAGGGUGGGCACCUCCAACUAUUACUGGGCGUUUCCCAGUAAAGCCCUGCACGCCCGUAAACGCAGAUUAGAGGAACUGGAGAGACAACAUGAGGAUGGGAAUCAGCGCAAAAAAGCCCUUCAGCAAGCAGUUGAUAAAGCAAAAGUGGGACGUGAAGUUAAUGAGGAGAGAGAGAAUCUCCUGAAGGAGCUCACAGCAUUGAAACAUCAGAGAGAUCAGCUAAAGACCGAACUAGAGCAGUGCAAAGAAUGUGAUCCAGAGGUGGUGGAAGAGAUACGUAAGGCCAACAUUACAGCAAAAGAGGCCGUGUCGAGGUGGACAGAUAAUGUUUUUGCAAUCAAAUCCUGGGCAAAGAAGAAGUUCGGCUUCGAGAACAGCAGCUUGGAUAAAGCUUUCGGAAUACCAGACGACUUUGACUAUAUUAACUGACCAAAAAUUAAUCCAAGCCUCUUGGUAGUUUGAUCUGUUCAACUCUGCACAAUCAAUAAGCUUUAUUGUCUUACAUCAGUUGGAUUUCUGUUUUGUUAUCAGUUCUGCAUGUUCGAGUCACACAGCUGUCACUGACUUACAUUGUCAGCAGUACCCCACCCUUGAAAUUUUAACCUUGUCUAGUCCAAGGAAAACUAAGAUUGAUUUGUCUGGGUAGAAAGGGUAAAAACGCUCCUGGUGUGUAAGCGGAGAAGGUGUUGUGUUAACCCUUGGCUGCUCAGAGAUGCACCCUAUAACCAAACUGACUGUUUGGACACCUGUUGAUAGAGAAACUAAGCCUCGCAGAUGCUGCUGGGAUGAUAAAUUGAGGUGCACAUCAAAGGUCAAUUCAAGGAAAUUAAUCACAAGUUAAAGUUUGUUUUAAAGAAGGUAAAAUUGUUUGUGUAAAAAAAAUUCUGUGACAAGGACACAUAUGUUUCUGUGUUAUGAAGAUGAAGUAAUUUCAGAUGUUCAGGUCACUUCAGAUACUUUUUUUUUCAUUAGUGCCCAUUUUUCACAGUGCACAUGUUGUGUAUCUUGUAAAUAUGAAAAUGGUCAGUUGCUGUGUAAUAUGAUUUAAUAAAUGUACAGUUAUCAAGCACAUUGUUUGUAAU